AUGUCACUGUCAACAAAGUCGUCCGAAAAGCCCCCGAAGUUCACCACUCUUCUUGAACUGGUCCACGAUGCCAACAAAUUCAGACCACAGAGAGACAAUUGGACGUUCUGCUUGUAUACAUAUGGAAGAUAUGGCUCCCAAAGGUGGAGACCAUUCGGCGUCGUCUUGCCCGAAGUUGUGAAUUGGUUGAAACUGGCCGAUAUCAAAGACCUCAAGUUCUUCGAGCGCGAAAAGAGGAUUCAUCUUCUACCGCCGAUAUACAGCGGAACAAACAACCUGGAAGAAGCUUGGAAUGAGAUCCUGCAUAAGCUUGACGAAGCUGGCGAACAUGAACGUGCCAAGGGUGCAGAGGUACCCGAUUGGGUCAGCUUCAAGACGAAGUACACAUACACAAAACAUACCCCCGAGAACAAAGAGCUUUGGACGUUGAUUGGAGCCGGCAGAGGCUACGAGUAUGGUAUCUUGGUCGACCUGGUUCCGAUCUUUGGCGUGGCUACGUCUGGUGCACAUCUCAACGUUUACACCAACACUGAGGAGGGCGUCAAGGUCUACGUGUCAACUCGCCCCGAAGUACACCCCAAUUUCCCGGGCCUUCUCGACCAAAUCGUGGCUGGUGGCUUUACCCCAGAUCGUCACGGAACAAUCAAGGACUGUAUUUCACAGGAAAGCAAGCAAGAAGCAAAAGGCCUGCCAAAAGACUCAAACGCAAGGAUCAAGGGCUACCCUUGUAUUCAGUUCUUCGACAUCCGUGACGACAGAUGGGAAAAGGGUCAUGCUUCUUUGCCCGAGCCUGGCAUCAGAAAGCCGUAUGAUCUCGAAGUCACUCCGGACGAAGCUAUCGCAAUUAAGCCCAAAGAGGGACAGCAACGCUUCGAAUUGAUGACAAUCGAAGAAAUUGUUGCCACCCUCCGAAAUGGGGACUGGAAACCCAACUGCGCCUUGAUCAUGAUCGACUUCAUGAUUCGUCACAACUUGAUGCCGGAUCAAAAGGAGUCCGGAGAUGUCGAGGAAAUUAAGAGGUUGUUGAGACUCAAGGAUCAUUUCCAGGAGGAAGUGGAAAUUCCCGUCAUCGAGCUGGCCAGAAUCACCAAUCAACCACAUCAUCUGGAAGUCGACUAA
Messenger RNA from Colletotrichum karsti, 1119 nucleotides. RefSeq lists its product as uncharacterized. NCBI's taxonomy places the organism in Eukaryota, Fungi, Ascomycota, Sordariomycetes, Glomerellales, Glomerellaceae. Bases 1 to 1119 code for a protein of 372 amino acids. The record is from RefSeq and is a predicted model, not a curated record. The transcript has a single exon.